Molecule: messenger RNA, 2873 nt
Organism: Eupeodes corollae
Lineage: Eukaryota; Metazoa; Arthropoda; Insecta; Diptera; Syrphidae
Gene: Faf2
Product: FAS-associated factor 2
Exons: 5
Coding region: 613-1965 (450 amino acids)
Cellular component (GO): endoplasmic reticulum
Molecular function (GO): ubiquitin binding
Source: RefSeq, a predicted model, not a curated record
ACAAAAAGAGAACAAAACCAACAAGAAGAAAAAGAAACUUUUUUACACACCAAAAAUUCUGAAAGAAAAAUAAAACUAUUCUUUCUCUCUUCCCUUUUUGAUAAUUUACUUAAAAUCGAAAAAAAUAACUAAUAUCACAAUUUUCCUACAUUAUUUUCAAAAUAUCACAAAAGCAAUAAACACAAUCGCAACCAUUUCCCAGAAUAAUUAACUCCAAAUAUGUUCUUAUUCUGAUUGUAAAUCCAAAAAACACCCGCUUGAUUGAUUGAGAUUGAGAAACAGCAGCGUAGAGCGUAACAAUUUUUUCUUUUUUGGUUUUCUUGUCGUCAUUUAUAUGCAUCGUGCGGCAGCAGUGAUUCUGCAGAAAAAAGGAAAUCCCAAUAAAGAACCACAAACAGAAGCAGAAACAGAAACGUGUGGAAAAUCCACUUCCAAUAUCAACAAAAACUUAAUUACCAAGUCAAUGAGAAAAUAACCAAAAGAUCCAGAUAGGGUCGCUACCCGAGUACCGAACCGAGCAGCAGCGCAGUCAAAUCCGCACGUCAAGCAACAGAGUGAGAGAAAGGUCAUUGGAGGAGAUACGUGUAGAGAGGUUCAAAAUCGACGGAAAACAUGGAUGGCGUUGACGAACUGUCGAAUGAGCAGACCGAGAAGGUUUUGCAAUUUCAGGACAUCACCGGAAUCGAUGACAUGACUGUGUGUCGCGACAUUCUCAUACGACAUCAAUGGGAUCUGGAGGUUGCAUUCCAAGAACAAAUGAACAUCCGCGAGGGUCGACCGUCCAUGUAUGCCGCUUCGACAGAGCUGCGAGCGCCCAACGUCGUCAACGACCGCUUCCUGCAGCAAGUCUUCUCGGCUAACAUGCCUGGCGGUCGGACAGGCAGUGGACCUCCGAUGCCGGGCAGCUUCACCGGAAUCCUUGGCUACGUGAUAAACUUUGUGUUCCAGUACUGCUAUUCGACGUUGUCGUCGAUUGUCAGCACAUUGCUUAGUCUGAUGCGAACCGAUGAAAGAAUUGUCACCGAUCCUUUGGGAGAUGUUAUGAAAUUUGUACAGACAUACAACGAAAAGUAUCCCAGACACCCGGUCUUCUAUCAGGGCACCUAUGCCCAGGCUUUGAAUGAUGCUAAAAAUGAGCUGCGCUUUCUGUUGGUCUAUCUGCACAAGGAUGUUCCCAAGAGUGCCGAUGUGCAGUCGUUCUGCAGUCAGACGUUGGCCGAUCAGAGUGUCAUCGAUUAUAUUAAUCGCAAUGUCCUCCUGUGGGGUUGCGAUGUGGCCACGCCGGAAGGCUAUCGAGUUUCGCAUUCGGUUCAUGCUCGAAUCUAUCCCAUGAUGGUGCUGAUUGGUCUGAGGAACCACAAAAUGAACAUCAUGGGUCGUUUCGAGGGCGACUGCACUCCGGAGGAACUCGUGCGGCGACUGCAAACGGUGAUAUCUGGCAACGAGGUUUGGCUGAGCCAGGCACGUGCUGACCGUUUGGAGCGAAGUUUCACACAGUCCUUGCGUCAGCAACAGGAUGAGGCCUACGAGAAGAGUUUGAAGGCCGACGAGGAGAAGGAACGAAGGCGACAGGAGCAAUUAGAAGAGCUGCGAAAAGCACAAGAGGCUGAAGAGAAUGAACGUAGAGCUGAAGAACGAAGAAAGGAGGAAAUAGCGCAGCAAAAAAUCGACCUUGCGGAUCGUGUGCCUUGUGAACCCCCACCAGACUCACCAAAUGCUGUCAGCGUUGUCUUCAAGCUACCAAAUGGAGCACGCAUCGAACGCCGCUUCCUAAGCACUGACUCAUUACAGGAUGUCUAUAACUAUCUAUUCUGUCAUCCCUCGUCCCCUGAUGAAUUUGAAAUCACUACGAAUUUCCCGAAGCGUGUUCUCUAUGCCAGAGAUCGAGUCGAACAUACGAAAUCCCUCAGCGAAGUAGGCCUCAAGAACCGUGAAGUUCUGUUUGUCAAUGAUUUGGAUGCGUAAACACAACUUACCGGGCAAAGUGCAACUAUAAUUUCAAAAAUCAACAAAAUACCAUCCUUCUAAUCGAUUCCUAUUUGGAUUAUAUUUAAGUUUUUCUUAGUUUGUUUCCUCUCCCUAUUUCUCUCUUGUUAAAACAUCUAAAGAGAGAUCCUAAAAGUAUAGCAAUGUGAGGUUCCUUUUUGUAAAAAGUUGUGGUUUUAAAUAUUUUGACAUUUCUUCACGAGAAAGUAAAUUAAAAAAUUCUUAAAUUAUAUACAAAUAAAAGUGUUUUUCUCGUUGGUUAAAAAAUGUAUAAUAUUUUAAAAUCACAACAAAAACAAAUUGAACCGCGUUUAAAAAUUUUACUUUGAAUUUAAUUAUUUUGUUUGUUUCCAUUUAGAAUUAUGCCUUUUGAUUUAUUACACUUUUUCUAAAACACAAAGAAAAAACAAAACAUCAGCAUUUACGGAAUAGAAAGUAUUGAUUUUUAAUAAAUAAAAAAAUAUAUAAGUUCUCCAUUCCGUUCUUAAGCAAUAUAAACAAAAAAAAAAAACAAAACAACUUCUUUCGUACUUAGUUUAAAUUUAAAAAUAAAAUAUAUUAAACUGUGUUUGCAGAAAAGCAAAAAGCACUUUAUAGACAUUUUUAUUAUUUUCUUUAUUCACUCACAAAAAAAAACAAACAACUACCAAACACAAAUUCAAACUAAACAAAAUAAAUUAAAAAAAAACAAUCGCCAAUAAAGAAAAUGAUUCAACAAACAAAACAACAAUAACAACAAAAUAGCAAUAACUGUCUUAACAAUCUUGUUUUGUUAUCAGUUCAUUGGGAAAUAGGAUGAUAAAUUAAAAUAAAGGCAAAAAAAAGAAACAAAACAAGAAAAUCAAAAUAUAAACUUUAUUAAUAUAUUAUGUAAGAAAAAUCUAAAA